Geodia barretti is the source of this 1806-nucleotide messenger RNA. The record is from the annotation of a GenBank genome assembly. NCBI's taxonomy places the organism in Eukaryota, Metazoa, Porifera, Demospongiae, Tetractinellida, Geodiidae.
AUGGCUGUUCGGUUGAAGAAGGCUGGUGUACGUGUUCUGCUGGAAUGCAAUUCCUCCACCUUUCUCCAGCAUUGUUCCCCUGCCAGCAGGUUUCCCAUUGUGGCCACGCCCCCUACCAGUGUCCAAAGUAGACCUGUCGUAAGCAGAGAGAGGGGGCCGGGCCAUACCUCAUCUGAACUUACGACAGGGAGCAGGAGCAGUUCCAUCGGUGCCAGAAGUGGGAGCAAGUACAUCGUCAACCCAUGUCGCUACCCUCCACACCUUCUGCACACCAGACUCUCCUGUGCAGUCACGCGGUGCCAGCCCCUCUCUAUCUCUCGUGAUCUACAACCUACUAGGAACAUACAAGACUUUCACAAGCUGUCUCUGGUCCCACAACAGCAGAGCCGUUUCCCUGAUUCCAGAGUCCCUCCUCUCCUCUCGUGUGUCUCCCUCCUCUGUGAGAGAGCCACACACCUCCCCCUCCCCCUCUCUCCCCCUCCUACCUCUUCUCCACACGACCAAGUGCUGACAGUCCUAUCACCUACUUGGAAUGUCCCUCACAUGUUGGCUGCCAUGUGUACAUUCUCCUCCUCCUCUCUCUUGUUGUCCUCUUCACCUGACAAGCCGCCUGGUGAUGACAGACCAACUGCAGCACAGAUGGCGAUUGUCCUUCUCAAACUAAGAGAAGAGGUGUUUGCAUAUGAAAAUUUUGCAGAGAGAAUAUUUUCCAAAUUGUCCCUGCCAACAGGUUUACACACCACAACUCUAAAACUAAGAGACUCUGCCUUUUUCCUUUUCCCACUAAACAGUAUUUUGCUAGCUAAUUCUGCUAAAAAUUAGUUAAUCAGAUUUCUGACACUCAGAUACCAUCGUUCUUUGACGGGCACCACAGUACGGACCUGUAUGCAGCCGACGUGGUGUUUGAGAACUCACUGGGACCCAAAUCCUGGACCGUCCAAGGCUGCACUGCCUACUCUGCCCUACUGACUAUCUGGAGACUGGGAGUGAGGACAUGUUUCACACACACUCAGCUGGACCUGCUCAAAAUUUCAAAGGACGUGGAGCAGGGAAAGAUAGAGGCAAGAUGGCGGGCACGCGGGAGACCCAGGGCUCCGUGGAGAGCUAAAGAGAGGAUUAUCGUCGAGGCUUUUUCCACUUUCCAAGUUGGAGCUGAUGGGAACAUAGCCAUUCACAAAGUGGACAAGGUGAUGCCUGGAGGGAAGGAACCUAAUAGAGUGAUGUCAUGGCUGGCUCGAGUGGGCGUAGCACUCAUUCCAUCCCCCCCUCACCCAUCCAUUGGGGUCACAAGAACAUCACAUGACAUCCUGCCCCAUAAUGCAUAGUAUUACAUCGUGAUUUGAGCAUGUCAAUGAGCAUGUCAAUGAUUUUCAUCUUCAGCGAUACAAAAAUCACCAAAAAAGACAAAUUGACAAAAAUCACCAAAAGGAACGGAAAGAUAAUGUAUUACACAAUGUGAGUGAGUGGGAGAGAGAGAGAGGAAUAGGAGCAAGAGAUUUAGUAUCUGAGGUCCAACUGAUGCUGUGAGAUAAACCUGUCCAGUGUCUCCCAGUACCUCAUGACAGACUGCUUGUCCAAGUGCCGUCUGUUCUGACUGAUCUGUGAUAUAUUAUAUAGGGCGUAAUAAUGCAUAAGGAGAGAUGCAAAACCAACCCUGACACGGUGGGGUAUCAGGGAGCGGAGAUAGGGUUCAAAAAGAGGGGCUCAAUAAAUCAUUUUUGUACACAAAAGCAAAUAAAAACAUACUAAUCGAAUGCCAAAGCUAGCGGCAGGAAGCGUCCUCAAAAAGUGGGGGUGCCAAAGCAC